CCCCGUAGAACUGAGAACCCGGUAAGCGGGCGAACCAGUGGGGUAACUGGUGUAAAAUGGCGCUGUCUCAAGGAACAAAGAAAAAAGUUUGCUAUUAUUAUGACGGUGACGUGGGGAACUAUUACUACGGUCAAGGCCAUCCCAUGAAGCCCCACAGGAUCCGCAUGACGCACAACCUCCUCCUCAACUACGGACUCUACAGGAAAAUGGAGAUCUAUAGGCCGCACAAAGCCAGUGCUGAAGAGAUGACCAAGUACCACAGCGACGACUACAUCAAGUUUCUGAGGUCUAUCCGUCCAGACAACAUGUCUGAGUACAGCAAACAGAUGCAGAGAUUUAAUGUCGGAGAGGACUGUCCAGUUUUUGACGGUCUGUUUGAGUUUUGCCAGCUCUCGACAGGUGGCUCAGUCGCUGGAGCAGUGAAGCUGAACAAGCAGCAGACGGACAUCGCCAUCAACUGGGCUGGUGGACUCCACCACGCCAAGAAGUCUGAGGCGUCCGGCUUCUGCUACGUCAACGACAUCGUCCUCGCCAUCCUGGAGCUGCUGAAAUACCACCAGAGGGUGCUCUACAUAGACAUCGACAUCCACCAUGGCGACGGCGUUGAGGAGGCCUUCUACACCACAGACAGGGUCAUGACCGUUUCCUUCCACAAAUACGGGGAAUACUUCCCCGGCACUGGAGAUCUGAGGGACAUCGGAGCAGGAAAAGGCAAGUACUAUGCCGUAAACUACCCUCUGAGAGACGGCAUCGACGAUGAGUCUUAUGAAGCCAUCUUCAAACCUAUUAUGGCUAAAGUCAUGGAGAUGUACCAGCCCAGUGCUGUGGUUCUGCAGUGUGGAGCAGAUUCUCUUUCUGGAGACCGACUGGGCUGCUUCAACCUCACCAUCAAAGGCCAUGCCAAGUGCGUGGAGUACAUCAAAAGCUUCAACCUACCUCUGCUGAUGCUGGGCGGAGGCGGCUACACCAUCCGCAACGUCGCCCGCUGCUGGACCUUUGAGACGGCCGUGGCCCUGGACUCAUCCAUCCCCAACGAGUUGCCCUACAACGAUUACUUUGAAUACUUCGGGCCCGACUUCAAGCUGCACAUCAGCCCCUCCAACAUGACCAACCAGAACACCAACGAGUAUCUGGAGAAGAUCAAGCAGCGGCUCUUCGAGAACCUGCGCAUGCUGCCUCACGCACCCGGAGUCCAAAUGCAGGCCAUCCCCGAGGACGCCCCACACGCCGACAGCGGAGACGAGGACGAGGAGGACCCCGACAAACGCGUCUCCAUCCGGGCCCACGACAAGAGGAUAGCCUGUGAGGAAGAGUUCUCAGACUCUGAGGACGAGGCCGAGGGGCAAGGUGGCGGCCGCAGGAACGCAGCCAAUCACAAAAAGGCAAAGAGAGUGAAGAAGGAGGAAGAGAAGGAAGGAGAGGAAAAGAAAGAAGUGAAAGAGGAAGAGAAAGAGGAGGAGAAGAUGGACACAUCUGGACCAAAAGAGGAGAUAAAGACAACUUGAAGUGAUCCUGAGGGAGACGUGUCCGUCCUGUUGUCCUCAGCCCAGAUUCCUGUUUUUCUCCUGCAACCAGAGGAUUUUUGUAUUCCUGUUUUCCUUCGUUCCUGCAGACAAACCUGCUUUCCAUUGUUUACAUGAGUUGAGCAGCAGGUGGAUGGGAUGGAGGUCAACCCCACCCACCUGCCAACCACUGUAUGAGAUGUAAAAUUCCCUCCAACCCCUGUGAGCUCUUUGUGGACAUCAGGUUUGCUGUGAUAAGAAAACUAUUUCCAUGCUGGGAUUUCUGAUUAAAGCCUGUCUGUGGGGCCUUCCUGUUUGGGUUUUUAUUUGUAAGUAUUUAUGAAGCAUCAAAAACCCGCCAUAGGCAAGCAGCUCCACCUUACCGCAUACUCAUCAGUGAAUGCAUGCGUCAUCUCACCUUCAGCAUGUAUAUAUUUCUUAGUCUCUGCCCUCCACCAGUCCUGACUCUCUGCUCAUUAAGUUAUUUUCAAUCAUGAAUCCGGUCGGCUCAUCCUCCCAGGAUUAUCUGCUCUGUGAACCCGUUUACCUUCCUGUGCUGUUUUUAUGUUUGCGAGUGAAUGGGGCCCUCUCCAGAGGAUGAUGUUGCUGAGCAAAUGACUUUAGAGAUUUUGUAUCAUUUUACAGAAAUGUAGAGAAAGCCAGUGAAGGGCUUUCAAAGUGUGGCUGGAGUUGUAUCCUUGUGAAAUGUGCAUUAUCAUAUCUUUGUCAUACAAAAAUAAAGAAAACUGAUUCAA
Xiphophorus maculatus (southern platyfish) is the source of this 2257-nucleotide messenger RNA. RefSeq names its product probable histone deacetylase 1-B (gene hdac1). The record is from RefSeq and is a predicted model, not a curated record. Bases 57 to 1505 code for a protein of 482 amino acids. The transcript has 12 exons. NCBI's taxonomy places the organism in Eukaryota, Metazoa, Chordata, Actinopteri, Cyprinodontiformes, Poeciliidae. Gene Ontology annotation, molecular function: histone deacetylase activity.